Anthostomella pinea is the source of this 1128-nucleotide messenger RNA. NCBI's taxonomy places the organism in Eukaryota, Fungi, Ascomycota, Sordariomycetes, Xylariales, Xylariaceae. The record is from the annotation of a GenBank genome assembly.
AUGCCUCAACGAGCAACGAUGCUCAUGCUUCUCACAACCACGCUCACCGCUGCACAGUCCAACCUAACAGCCCAAGUACCGGCUCAGGACACCUACCAACUUCCCCGAUCGUUCAACAGCAGCUUCGACAACCAUACCAGUGCUGCAUCACAAGCCAUCGCUGCAGCCCGCAAUGCGAGUUUCGUUUCGUACGACGAAGACUUCCUCCGCAUCGUUGGCGACGAUUCCAAAGUGAGGCUUCUAGCAACGAGCAGCAACGAGAAAGUUUCUUUCGCCUUUGAAGGCGGCAUCUGGGUGCCAGAGACGAAUCAAGUCUGGUUUACUGCCUACCUUGACCCGACUCCAGGAUACCUGUCGAUCCUCGAUCUGAACGUCUAUGUGACCACCUUUGGUGACCCCGAUACCACCCCGGCGAUCGUGGCUAUCAACCCGCAUACCUACCAUGCCGAGGAAGUGGUCAACUCAUACUUCGGACUUCCGCUGAACGGACCGGACGAUGUGACCGUCGCAGUGUCCCGUGCUACGGGCGAGCAAUGCGUAUUCUUCACCGACUUCUUCCUCAACGAAGAAGGUCUCGGUGUGGCCACCUACCCUGGCCCCUCCAAGCUGCCGUACUUCGUGUGGCGGCCCGUGAUUGGCACUCUGGAGAUCCAGGAUCCGAAUGGCCUCGCCGUCGACAAGGCGAACUCUCUGCUGUACGUCACAGACGGCCCGCAUUCAGCUGUCUUCCAGAGCGGACCGAAUCACACUCUACCGAGCUUUGCUGGCAUCUAUCAGUACGACCUCGGCGGUGCGGACGGGUGCACGCCGCUCAACAAGCGACUGUUCGCCUUCGCGCGGCAGGGCUUCGCAAACGGCAUCAAGGUGGAUGAUGCCGGGAGAGUGUGGACUGCAGAGUACGAAGGCGUAGUGGUGCGUAACGGCACGAGCGGGAAGGUGUUGGGUGUAUUCAACGCCGUGGACAUCAUCAUGGCGAAUAGCGAGAAUCCGGUGAACGUGAGGGAUGUGGCUCCUUUGGCCAACUUUGCACUCGUGGGAGACGAGUUGGUAAUACUGGCGUUCGACCGGAUAUUUGGCGUGAAGCUGGCGGAGAUGGUGAUUGAUCCAGAGAGAUAUAACAUUCGCUAG